Molecule: messenger RNA, 4365 nt
Organism: Nothobranchius furzeri (turquoise killifish)
Lineage: Eukaryota; Metazoa; Chordata; Actinopteri; Cyprinodontiformes; Nothobranchiidae
Gene: usp45
Product: ubiquitin specific peptidase 45
Biological process (GO): protein deubiquitination
Molecular function (GO): zinc ion binding; cysteine-type deubiquitinase activity
Source: RefSeq, a predicted model, not a curated record
CGUCACAUGUUGACGUACGACUAGUCGAUGCUAACGAGUUUGACGAAUUUUGAAGUCAGAGACAAGACCCAAAAGGCAUUUAAACGACUGUUCUUGAUCUUUGUUGCUAUGUACCCCGAAAUAAUUUAAUAAAGUAAUAUUUAUUGGAUGAAAAGUUUAUUAAUAUUUGUAUUAGUUGCGAUAAGCUAAUUUAAGCUAAUGUAGCAAGCCCGUUUGCUAGCCAAGAAGAGUCUACAACUGAUUGUUGGCCAUAUCUGCUUAAACAAACAACAGAGGCGAGCUUAACGGAGCUCCAGAUGCGGCUAAAAGAUCCUUUUUCUUUGAAAGCCGCCGAAAUGACUAAGCGGACUAAUAAGCCGCGGAAACCUCGAGAUGAGGAGUCAUCAGAUGAAGUCAGCGGACUGACCUGCCAACACGUGAAUAAAGCAGUGGACCUGAGCUCAGUGAAGAAGUCAGUCCUCUCCAGCAUGUGGUCCAUGUGCACCGACUGCCUGAAGGAAAGGACGAUGAUCGACGGAGAGCCAGCAGCGUCCCACGACAUCUUAGUGUGCUUAAAGUGCGGUUUUCAAGGCUGUAACCAGUCAGGGGUCCAGCAUGCCAUCAGACAUCACCAGGCUUUUCAUCCGGAGUCACACUGCAUCACAAUCAGCCUGAUCACAUGGAAGGCCUGGUGCUUUGAAUGUAACGAGGAGCUCUCCACUCACUGCAACAAAAAGGCUUUGGCUCAGACCCUCGACUUUUUACAGAAACACUCAGUCAAGACAGCGUCUGCAAUAUCACCCAAGAUCAUCAAGCUGCGAGAAGAAGCUUCAGAUUACCCUGACCCAUCCAGAGGAAAGAGUCCAGUCAUUAACAGCACUUUGGUCCCUGUGAAAGGAAUAACUAACCUGGGAAACACAUGCUUCUUUAAUGCUGUGAUGCAGAACCUGUCCCAGACUCACAUGCUCAUUGACCUCAUCCAGGAAGUGAAGGAGAAGGGCCACAAACAGAAGAUCUGUCCACCUGUCGAGACCAAUUUGAGUCCACUGAUCGCUACGCUCCCCGGUCCUGAGCCCCUGACUGCAGCGAUGAUUCUCUUCCUGCAGAGCAUGAAGGAGCCGGGGAAAGGCCCCAUCAGUCCAAAAAUCCUCUUCAACCAGCUCUGUCAGAAAGCUCCACGCUUUAAGGGCUACCAGCAACAGGACAGUCAGGAGCUUCUGCACUACUUACUGGACUCCAUACGGGUAGAAGAAACUAAAAGGGUGAAAGCAGCCAUUUUAAAAGCGUUCAACAAUCCCACAGAGAAGACGGCUGACGAGGAGACUAAACGCCAAGUCAAAGCGUACGGAAAAGAAGGUGUGAAGAUGAACUUUGUCGACCGUAUCUUUGUAGGCGAGCUCACCAACACCAUUAUGUGUGAAGAAUGUGAGCAUAUCUCCACAGUAAAGGAAGCCUUCAUAGACAUGUCUUUACCCAUCAUAGAGGAGAGGAUAUCAAAACCAUCCUAUCCCGGUCGCCUGGGAAAGGUCAUCCGGGAGCAGGACAGCCUUGCGGCUCACAACGAGCAGGUUCUGUCGGCAGCAAGCUCGGUGAACAGGAACGCCCGGAAGCUGAGCGGACCGAAGCAGCUGAACAGGAAGUCCUCCGGCUCCGUGGAGGAGAAGGGAGCAGCCUGCAGCGCUGAGCGACCAGAAGAAGACGGGGUAGCUGGCGGGUCAGCUCGUGGCAUCUUGGUUAGUAAGAUGGCGGCUGCUGGCAGCCUGUCGGACGGCAGCGAAAGAGAUUCUGGUGCUCACGACAGCAGUAAUGAUGCUGAUAGUGAGGCCUCCGAGAGCGAGUGGGCCCCUCGCGCCUCCAGCCACGGACACAUGUCCACUCUAUCUUCCGCAUCCACCCUCAUUCCAUCCCCUUCCUCAAUCUCCUCCUCAUCCCCCUCCUCCUCCUCCAAGCAGGGUGGUGCUGUAGAGCAGCUAGCUACUGCUGUUUCUAAAGCCAGUCUGGGAGAUGUCUCCACUUCCACCCACUGUUCUUUUGAGGAGCAGGGAGAGACUCAAACCCGGGAUAAUCUGCACCACCUAGGAGCCUUCCAGGCUCUGUCCCACAGUUACACCCCCGGCUCCAAAGAGUGCUCCAUCCAGUCCUGCCUUCACCAGUUCACCUCCGUGGAGCUGCUGAUGGGAAACAACAAGCUGCUGUGUGAGAGCUGCACCGACCGCAGGCAGAAGCAGCUGCGCAAAAGCAACUCAGCAGACAAAAAGGUGGAAAAGAUCUACACCAGUGCUAGAAAGCAGAUGCUAAUUUCCUUGCUUCCUCCUGUCAUCACAUUGCAUCUGAAACGCUUCCACCAGGCAGGAAUGAACCUUCGGAAGGUGAACCGCCAUGUUGAUUUUCCUCUGAUCCUGGAUCUGGCUCCGUUCUGCUCUGCAUCCUGUAAGAACCUAGCAGCCGGCGAGCGAGUCCUGUACAGCCUUUAUGGGAUCGUUGAGCACAGCGGCUCGAUGCGCGGAGGCCACUACACGGCUUACGUUAAAGUGCGAGCACCUCAGAGGAAGACAGAACCACGUCACAAGAACCUGUCAGGUGCAAGAGAAGUUGGCAACAGCUCCCAGGGCCAGUGGGUGUACGUUAGUGAUACCACUGUUCAGACGGUGCCAGAGUCCAGGGUGCUCAACUCUCAGGCAUACCUGCUGUUCUACGAGGAAAUGCCGUAAUAAAAUGAGUGAAAGUAUUUUCCUUUCAUACAUGUUCUUGUUUCUAAAAAGCCCCAACAGCUGUGCUCACUGUCUUCUGGAGACUAGAAAAGGAAAUACCUCACCCACAUGACUUACAUGUAUUAACAUGUGUUUAAUGCAAGGAGAGCAAAAAAAAGAAAGUAGGAGUGAAUUUUUAGCUUAUUUUUAGCUCCUGUUUCACUUCCUAAUCCUGCCCUCCAGGAGUAAAGGUAGGUAUUAAACCAGAGCUGAUUAACAUUUUCCAUUUAUCCCUGUCGGUCUCUGCUGCUGAAGAGAAGAAAUGCAUGAUGGAGUUUGCUGCGGUAUCUGAAAACAAGCAGAAUUGUUGCCUGACUGCACUGAGCUCUGACUUGUUGAUGUCAGUUGUGUGUGUGCGUGCGUGCGUGUGUGUGGGACAGACGUGAAUAAAGCUGAAAGGUGAAUCGGUUCAGCCCGUCAGUCUUUACAUAUCAGUCAUCAGGUUCGUUUCUGGUUGUUCGGUUGAAUUUUCAGCAAAAAUGUUCAAAUGAAAGUUUUUCAUGAAACACUGAUGAUGAAUUAGUUUACUGAGUGAACACAAAUCACCAUUUAUUGGAAAGGUAAUCAUCAGCGUAACCAGAAGGAUCAUAGAUCAUAGACUCUGGUUAGAGGUAUUGACUCGUGUUUGUCUCUUGUUUGAAAGGCACCGCUCUAUAAUGAUUGCAUCUGAUAAUCAGAAAUGUUGUCUAAAAACAGACACACAUGAAAAUCUGCUCCUCGAAAAGCGUUUCGUGUGGAGACUAAAUUAUAUUCAGAGAAUCACACAUAUCAGAACGGCCCGAUAUCACACGUGGCUACGUUUAGUAUUUAUAUAUAAUACUGUAACAAAAUACACACACAACAGCAAAAACAGCCACAUAAAUGUUUACACAGUGCACCUUUUAACUGCUGCACAGGUUUUGUUUUUCUCAUCUACAUCAGAAUGUAAAGCAUGUUAAAUUAUCAACAAAAGGUAUUUGCCAAAGAUGAUUUUUGUGAGUCGGAGAAGACUUUAUCGUGCGUGACCUCUUGAGAAGAGUUUACUUUAGGUGUGACUGAACAAACUAAAAAACAAAUGAUGUUUAUUAAAUCAGCGAAGCACCAAGUCUGCCUUCGGUUUGGUUUUGGUUCAGCUGGAGCUGUAAAUGCACAAAAAAGAUGGUUGACAAUGAAGAAGCACUGCAGCAGGUUGUUUCUAAACACGAUGUAUUCAAUAAUACAUGAAAAAGAAAGCUAUGAGCUAAAAUAAACUGGGGUUUAUGUUUUAAUGAAUGUCUUGUUUAUUGUGGGAAAUUGCAUCAGUCUUAUUUUUCUGCUGCUGCUGCGGGAGGCUUCAACAGAUGGAUCAUCUUGUAUUUAAAAGGGAUCAAUUUAGUGCCUCUGCUUCAGGAUUAAGACACCUGUGUAUGGGUGAGGAUGAAAACAUAAUCUGAGUCAAGGGAAGUGUGUGCUUUCUUAUGUACAGUACAGAUUACUGUAAACAAAAACCAUCGGGAUUAUGGGUAAUUGUAUAUAAUAGACAAAAUAAAGUCAUGGUGCUUCAGGUGUGAACAUUUGUUUCCAGAAACGUAUCGAAUCAAUUCUGUUCUGCACUAACAAAUGUUUUGGAAUGAGAAUAAAACAUUGUAUGUGAAUAAAAAAUAUUUCUGAAAGUGCA